UAUGUCAUUGUUUAUAACAAUAUAAAAUAAUAAAUAGAAAGAAAAUUCGAAUUUGAAACAGACACGAGGUUCCCACUAGUGCUACAACUGCUCUAGGAAGGAACAUAAAAAUUACUAAAAACAAAUGUUAAAAAUGUAGUAAAAGCCAAAGAUAAAGGCUACAGACAGAACACAAGACAAGAGGUUCUCCUAUUGUCAUUCACAAGAGAGAAAGCUACUUCACUCCUUCCUCUUCCCUCCUCCCUCCGUCGUCUCCCUGAACCACCGCAUCCUUCGUGAGCAACAAAUUUGAAAAACUUUUUGGGUUUCCUUUCGCCGGUGGAGAAGCCGUCCAGCCUUUUAAUGGGUGCGGCAGAAUCAGUUGGAUGAGCUUUUGAUCUCGUGAAUGAAUCUGUGUUUCUUAUGGGGAAGAACAGCGACGAGGAGCAGAAUCUCCCGGAGAACAACGGAGCAGACACAGCUACGAACAACGAAGGAAACAGAUGUUGCUGUUCUGAUAGGAUCUCAAGAUGGUUUAGUCUCAGAUGCGUUUUGAUUCUUGCUUUCUCCGCUGCUGUCUUUCUCUCCGCUUUGUUUUGGUUGCCUCCAUUUCUGGGGUUAUCAGAUCGUGAUGGUCUAGAUCUCGAUCCAAGGUUUAAAGAUCACAGAAUAGUGGCGAGUUUUGAUGUUGAGAAACCAGUUUCCUUCUUGAAAGACAAUUUGUUGCAGCUUGAGAAUGAUAUAACCGAUGAAAUAAGCUUUCCCAUGACCAAAGUUAAGGUAUUAGCACUUGAACGAUGGGAGAAUCUAAACAGAACAAUGGUUAUCUUUGCAAUCGACCCCGAGCAGAAGAACUCUAAGAUACCUACUGAAAUUGAGAGUCUGAUCAAGUCAGCUUUUGAAAUUCUGGUCACGAAACAGUUGUCUUUCCGCUUGACUGAAUCCAUGUUUGGACAACCCUUCUUCUUUGAGGUGUUAAAGUUCCCAGGAGGCAUCACUGUGAUCCCUUCCCAUCCUGUAUUCCCCUUGCAGCAAGCACAGCUUCUCUUCAAUUUCACAUUAAACUUUUCUAUCUACCAAAUUCAAUCUAACUUCGAGGAACUCACUAGCCAGCUGAAGAAGGGUAUAAACCUGGCUCCCUAUGAGAACUUGUACAUAACCUUGUCGAACUCCAGAGGCUCAACGGUGGCGCCUCCUACUAUAGUUCAUUCUUCUGUUCUGCUCACAUUUGGAGCCUCAUCACGACUCAAGCAGCUUGCUCAAACCAUCACUAGUUCCCAUUCAAAAAACUUAGGCCUAAACCACACUGUAUUUGGUAAGGUUAAGCAAGUCCGUCUUUUCUCAGUCUUACCACAUUCACCAGUCAAAUCAUUACCCCCUUCGCCUUCCCCUUCUCCUCAACCUGAAAUCCACAAACACCACUACCAUCAUCAUCACCACCAUCAUGAACUUGCUCCAGAACCUUCACAUGCAUCUAAGAGCUUUGCACCAGCAUCUGAACCAACCAAACACUUACAUUUACACCGGAGAAGCCCACCUCCUUGCCCUUACGAGCAGAGGAGACCAAAAGGAAACAAUGCUCUGAACCAUCAUCACAGUGCAACAACACCAACGCCUGCACCACACCGGUCUCAGCAACACGCACCAGCACCAAACCAUACACCGUCAAGUCAUCAUCAUGCUAUUCCAGUAUCUAGUCCACUUCCCCACGUGGUAUUUGCUAAUAUCCCACCUCCAGCAAGAUUCUCACCAGAAUCAAGACCAAGCGGUGAAAUAACACCCUCACCUUCUCCCACUCCAUGUAAGUCUUUCUUUCUGUUCUCAACAUAUGCAUCCAUAGAUUUGUUGGUUUACUCAACUCAAAUCUGUAAUCUGUUUAUCAACAGCAUCGGCUAGCAUUGGUCCAACCUUCAAAAGGGUGUCAUCAAAGCUGCUUGUAGUAGUAGUAGUCUUUGUAAUCAUCUGUCUGUAAAACCAAAAAAAAAAGGCCGGAAGAAACUGCUUUUUAACGUUCAAGCUGUAACAAAGAAGCAGCAGUACGCAAAAGCAGAACUCCUCCGGUUACAACAUCAAGGUAAUUGUAUAAAUGAAAACAAGACCAACAAAAGAAACUGUAUGUAUGGAAAAUGAAGAGAGUUUUUGUAAAAGAGCUGUUGAGGUUUGCAACACAAAAAUGUGUCUUUGCACCUUACAUCCGAGAAAAGAAAAAAAAAUCUUAUAUAUAUAAGAUAACUGUUUUUGUAUAUAAAGUAGUUUUGGUUCAUCCGAUUAGUGUUUAUCACAUAUAUUUAGUAGAUAUGUACAUUCUCCACUGGAAAAUGAUGAUGAAUUGAUGAUAAUCUCUCAGUGUUAUUUCUAUGAUAAUAUUGUUGCCAUCCUUGAUUCAAAGUUAUUUAAAUUGUUUACAACGCUAGUUAGAGAACCAAGAAAAAAAC
This is a messenger RNA of Eruca vesicaria subsp. sativa (arugula), 2414 nucleotides long. The record is from the annotation of a GenBank genome assembly. Lineage: Eukaryota; Viridiplantae; Streptophyta; Magnoliopsida; Brassicales; Brassicaceae.